This is a messenger RNA of Carcharodon carcharias (great white shark), 694 nucleotides long. RefSeq names its product lysyl oxidase homolog 3B-like. Gene Ontology annotation, molecular function: protein-lysine 6-oxidase activity. The record is from RefSeq and is a predicted model, not a curated record. Gene Ontology annotation, biological process: peptidyl-lysine oxidation. The transcript is spliced from 4 exons. NCBI's taxonomy places the organism in Eukaryota, Metazoa, Chordata, Chondrichthyes, Lamniformes, Lamnidae. Bases 164 to 694 code for a protein of 176 amino acids. Gene Ontology annotation, cellular component: membrane.
GUUGAUUCGGCCCUCAUGGUCCUGACAUCAAUCAAACUGAACUGAACCAAAAAAAAAAUCUUGAGGGAGAGAGAGAGAGAGAGAGACAGACCAGCUGGAGUCUCACAGCCCAGACUGAGGACCAGGAGAAAGUUUGGAAAAGUUUCUCAGAUCAGGGUGUGAGAUGUGGGACCCACGUGUGACACUAACGCUCCUGGGGAUAUGGGUGCUGACGGUGUGUGGUCAGCAGAUGACGCAGAUGCCCCCUCACGGGGAGAAGGUGGCGGUCCGAAUGUCGGGCUAUCCUCGCAAGCACAACGAGGGCCGAGUGGAGGUCCUCUAUGAGGGAGAGUGGGGGACCAUCUGUGACGACGACUUCAAGCUGGAGAAUGCCAUGGUUCUGUGCAGGAUGAUGGGUUUCACGACAGCCACAGGGUGGACCCACAGCGCCAAGUAUGGCAAAGGGACAGGGAGGGUGUGGCUGGAUAACUUGGAAUGUCUGGGGACAGAGAAGGAUAUCUCCGAGUGCAAGUCCCUAGGCUGGGGUCAAACCGACUGCACCCACGAGGAGGAUGCCGGAGUCAUCUGCAAGGAUGAGAGGAUCCCUGGAUAUAUAGACUCGAACGUCAUUUCGCUGCAGUAUUGUGUUCAAUUCCGAGCACCUCACUUUGGGAAGGAUGUCAAGGCCUUGGAGAGGACACUAGAAGAGAUUUAA